Molecule: messenger RNA, 791 nt
Organism: Nilaparvata lugens (brown planthopper)
Lineage: Eukaryota; Metazoa; Arthropoda; Insecta; Hemiptera; Delphacidae
Product: UPF0449 protein C19orf25
Exons: 2
Coding region: 95-409 (104 amino acids)
Source: RefSeq, a predicted model, not a curated record
ACAUUUGACAUAAGAUAGCAUAACCUAAACCUAUUCAAAUCUUUAUUGUCGAAUUGUUUUUUCAUAUAAUUAUAUUUUGUUUCAGUCAAAAACAAUGUUCAAAAAAAAGACUGAUUUGGCCCCCUGGCCUAAACCACCUACUAAUGAUCAAGUGUUGGAAGACGUGAAUCUUGCUACAAAAGAUGAUCCAGUCUUUGAAGAGGAAUUGCCUACAAAGACAGCAUCCACCAAUAGGAAUGAGUCAGAUGUUGGAUAUGAGCGUCUGAAGGGGUUUCUUGAUGUCAAUAAGAGUUUGGAAAAAGUUAUGUGUGAUCUGGAAGAUCGAAAUAGCUGCUUGCAAGGAUACAGUACAGACUUACAAAAAAUGGUAGAAGACAUUAGACAAACUGCGUUUGAAGCUCUUAAGUAAUAAAGUUGGUGUUGACUGAUUAUAAUAAACUAUUUAGCAAUUUUCAAAACUGCGGUGGAUAACCUGUUUGCUAUAGCUUGAUUGAAUUCACAGAAAAUUUGUGUAGUACGAUACCAGUGUACUCUGUUUACAACUCAACUCUUCAUCUUAAUGUAAAAGACCUAUUUAUAUAUAUUCAUUUACUUUUACAUUGAAAAUGUACGCAAAUCAAAUGAAUCAUUUUUCGUGAUUUGGCAACAUAGAUAUUCUGUCUUAACUCGUUUUAUUCACAAUUAUUGUGAAAAUUGGUCGGGGACAGUUUUGGGCAUGAAACUGUUGUACUUUCAUUUGAGUAUAAUAUUAUUUGUGCAUGAUGAAAUAAAGAAUUGGCAUUAUCAUGUUA